Molecule: messenger RNA, 4488 nt
Organism: Amphibalanus amphitrite
Lineage: Eukaryota; Metazoa; Arthropoda; Thecostraca; Balanomorpha; Balanidae
Product: inositol polyphosphate-4-phosphatase type I A-like
Exons: 13
Coding region: 293-2644 (783 amino acids)
Cellular component (GO): cytoplasm
Molecular function (GO): phosphatidylinositol-3,4-bisphosphate 4-phosphatase activity
Source: RefSeq, a predicted model, not a curated record
CCUAGAUUUGAGUUGUGAUGAUGCGUAUGUUGAGCUCAAAAUGCUGGCGCAACUCACCCCUGCAUUUUCCUUCAGCAUUCAAUGAUUUCAUGAUCAGCAGACAAUAAUUAUUCAUUGAUUUCAAUGACCUUCCAUUAUCUUUGAAGAUUUUUCAAUGAUUUCAUAAGCAUUUAAUUUUGGACUUAUUGUUUUUCUAUCCUUAAUAAUGUGAAUUACCAUCUUUCGUAUUGUGGGAUCUGAUACACUGAAGCCUUCCAUUUAUCAGCUCUUGUUAGGCUUACUGUGAAGUGUGAUGCCAAAGUCAAAGUCAGGAGAUAAGAAAAAGAAGAGAGAAUCAUCUGGUGGUAGUGUGAAGUCAAAUUCUAAAGCAAAGGAGAAUGGAACUUCUUCAGCACCUAGGGAGGGUUCAGCUCCCCCAAAACAAACUUCAAAUUCAAAGGAAAAGAAAGCUGAAAAGUCAAAAAAGAAAGAAAAAAUUCAAUCAGAGGAUGUUCAAAAAAGUCAAUCUCAAUCAUCCUCUAGUCCUAAAUCUACGAAGCCAGGUGGAUCAUCAAACAAAGGGAAGAGUGGCUUAGAAUCUGAAAGCUCUUCUGUUAAAGAAGUCAUGGAUGCUAUGGACGAGCUGAAGCCUUUGUUUGAUGAUCCAUGGAGCAAGAGCUAUGCGCUAGUUCAGGAAGAUGGUUCCGACCUUCGUGCCAGGGAACUGUUAGCUGAUACACAGUACUCUUUCCAGAUUCCUAUUCGCCUCAUAGAGCUAUUUUCCAAAGAUGAAGCUGAGCUCCUGGAUGAGAUGAAGCAGCUGAAGAGCCUUCUGCCGCCACUCUCUGACCUGGUGAGGGAUGCUGUGAGACGACAUGAGGAUAUUAUUGCUUCCUACUCAGUGUCAAAAACCACUCUCAAGGCCCACAAAGGCCCAUUCUUCAAGCGCUCCACUGUGAAGGGUGACCCAAGUCUGGAGUUUGUGCCGGUGAACCUGCACUUGCAGCGGCUGGUGGCCGACGCGCCCGCUGCCGACCGCUCCGUGAUCCACGAUGUCAUCACCGUGGGCGCCUUCACGGCCUUCUCUCAGAAGUUCCGCGACGGCGGACUGCUCCAGUACGCUGAGCUGCUGGGCGGCCGGCCGGUGCCGGGCGGCGGGCCCUGCUGCAGCCUUCCCAGGAUGGUGGAGCGUCUGGCUGCCGGCGGAAGGACAGCUCUGGAUGGUGAUAAGGCCUCGGCCAUGUACCAGGCAGAGGGCGUGGUGCAAGCCAUAGAGGAGGCGAGGUCGCGGAUAUUGGAGGCGUGUGUGGGCCUUCUGGAGGCGGAGAAGGCGGACGAUUCGGCCGCCAUUCCCGCUCUAGUGAAAAUCAUAACGGCAGAGAGCUCGCGUGUGGACGUGGCGCUGCACAGUCCGGUGGUGGCCGACACCCACCAGCAGCUGGCCUCGAGCAGCGCGACGGGCGCGGCGCCGCACCUGGGCUGCCUGCCGGUGCCGCCGCUCGCCGGCCGGCUGGUCUCCCUGCCGGCCGCCGCCGCCGCCCCGGCCGACUGGCGCUCGGCCGCCGCCGCAGUCAGCGCCGCCGCCGCCGGCCUCUGCGCGGCAGAGGGCGCCGCGCUGGCGGCGGCCGUGCCGCAGCUGCGCGCCGGCUGCGACGCGGCGCUGGCGGCGGCACGGCUGGCGCGCGCCACGACCCGGCUGAGGGAGCAGAGACGCACCCAGUUGCUCAGGGAUGCCGCGCGGCACCGACGGGACAUCUGCUUCAGCCACGCGGUGACGGCAGCCAGUGUGGGCCUGCUGACGAGACUGUGGUGCCGGCCAGCCGACCCCGCCUUCAUGGAACAGCUGGCCUCCGUCGGGCCGCUCCUCCAGUUCGAGGGGCUGCUCUCCUACUAUGGACACGAAGCCGGCAUGGUACAGGAUAUGGUGGUGGCUGUCCAGGAUCUGGAGGGCGUCGAGUUCAUUCUGGAGCCGGCCGCAGCACCCAAGGGCCCCGGCGUUCCGGAGGUGCGACUGGAGGGAGGCAGGGGUCGCCUUCAGGUCUACCUGCCCACGCCAAAGGCGCUGCUCGCUGGCAAACGGGCGGGGAAACAAAUCAGGUUCCACCCGCGUCCUGUGUUCUUCAACGUGGGUAUCAACGAGCAAGCAACCUUUUCCGAGUACGUGGGUGGUACGGGGCCGCAACGGGCCUUCAACGAGGACUCAUUCCGUCAGCUGGCCGACUACGUGAAUCUCUGCAGCGAACAGGGAGUGUUGCCCAAGCCUCCCAGCAGUGGGGACGAGUCUUGUCCGGAUGUCGGUGACCUGAUCAUUCAGCUGGGACAAACUAUCCGCUCGGGGCGGCCCAAGGAGGUGAAGAUUCUGCAGCUGGCCUCGCAGAUCUGCCGCGCCGUGUCAGGCAUCCGGUUCUGCAGCUGCAAGUCGGCCAAGGACCGUACCUCCAUGUCUGUGACGCUGGAACAGGUGAACAUCCUCAGUCGCGAGCUGCAGCUGGCCUCCGCCGAGCGGCCGCGCGCCCUCGCUCUGAUGCGCACGGACGGCGCGCGCCGCCGAAACGCCGAGAAGAACGUGGGCUCUCCGCGCUUCUCCUUCAACACGCUACAGUUGCUGACCAUGCCUUCCGAGUAUCGCGCGCCGCCGGGCACCUACGGAGCCGUCGAGUCGUGAGGCCGCGCGCCGCCGCCGAGUCGUGGGGUGGUGCGCCGCUGUGGGACCGCGCAGCGCCGUGCCACGGGGGCCGUCGAUCCACGUACGGAGGGCCGGCGCAGAGCGACCAGAGGGCACCGCUGUCUGAAUGGGACGGGCGGUAUUGGCUUCAGGUAGUGGGCCUCACUCCUCUGCACCGGGGCCGCUGCUGAAGGAUGGUGUUGGACACCCUUCUUAUUUAUUAAAUUGCGUGGCCUUAUGUUUAUGACCAAAGCGCACUUGGUGCUUUUCUGUUUUAUUUAGUUCUGCUACCUAGAUAUUAAAGGAGCUUUAAGGAGGCUCAUGGAACGCAGCGAUAGUCUCCUAUAAAUUUCACCAGUUACCGUUUUGUAGCGGCAUGGUAUUGGUUUACAAAUAGCCAUGCUUGCGCGUAUAUUUUCUUCGAGUGACCAGUCGAAGAAUAGCUCGGGCUGUGGUGUGUGCGAAUUGUAGGUGCCGCCGUGAGCCCUCAUGCACAUCCCUUUGGUUUCUGCCUGACAGCAGCGGUAGAGAGCGUUUCUGCCGCCGUCCUGCCGCCCUUUCCGCGCCGGUCAGUUCGACACGCGGGCCACCGGCCGCCGACUGCACUACGCGCUGUUCAGCGCCGCCGUCCCCGAUAUGGGAGUGCCGGCGGCGCGUCGGGCCGAUAACCCGGCGUACGAUAGCGCUGUGUGACGUCGCGCCGACGCGGCACACAGGGCGAUUGGAGACCGGUGGAGGGGCGCGGACGGGUCGGUGCGCCGCGGACCGUGGGACGACGGACUACACAGAAGCGGGUGCGAUACUAAGAACACGAGCGGGUGCCAUAGUUUACGGGCUGGCCGUUGCAUUGAAAGCCACGUGAGAAAACGAUCGUCUUUGUUGCGCUAAAGAGCACAGACGGGAAACUUUCGAAUGACUAACCUAUUUUGUUAAAUGACGUCGUAUAAAGCGAUCUUGCAAUGCUUUUUUGAAGUAGAUGAAGGUGACGUCAAGCAUGGUAUUUGCCAAGCUCGGUACGAGCGAUUAAAUAUUUACAAACUUUGCGGGGAAAAGAUGUUAUUGAUGUACUGCGCUAUGGCGACCGCCUCUUCACAGGCCUGCUGAUAUGACUGUGCCAUGUAUCCUGGGGAUAAUCCCAUAGAUCGCCGGCUUUUGUAGUGCUGUCAGUACUUCAUAGAACAUUUAUUAACCUGUUACCCGACGUGGCGAUAGGCCGUGCACCAUGACCUCAAACAGUUCUUCAGUCACGGUCGAAUGGCUCGCCUUUUGGGAGAGCACCAUGAACAAGAUUAGUCUCUUCAACUGUACCAAACUAUUACCACAACGACGAUCUCGUCCUAUACUCAGCCUUCGUUUCCCCGCCGAUUUUAGCGACACAUCUGCAAGGUGCACGGACGGCCUACCUCACUCCGUGCAAAGUUGGGGCCCCUCUGUCCAUGAUCAAUGCGCACGGGGUAACGCUGGACGGUCGAUGUCGAAUGGGUGCAGUCCGCGUACACUGCUGGUUGUCAUGGACAGGUGGAGGCACUUCGAGUCGACAGGGCGUACAUGUGCAAUGCCGUACCGUGUAUGUUGUCUUUCAAUACUGAAAUACCGCCCGGACAGAGUUGUUUCGGAACGCCGUCGGGCAGCGGCCCUUGGUGCGAAUUACUUGGCAGGUGGAAUAGCGACGGUCACACCUGUAAUAACCACCGGCGUCGAGAUAAAUUUGAUGAAGCGCGAAAUGUUUCUGUGUCUGUACUUUCAAAUUGUGUUGCAACUCCAUGACAUCAUUCUGGAACCUAUCGAUUUUGACCAAAUGAUGUAAUUUUGCCGAAACUGUGAAAUAAAUGGGACCGUGACAA